This is a messenger RNA of Penicillium taxi, 1404 nucleotides long. RefSeq names its product aminopeptidase P family protein. Lineage: Eukaryota; Fungi; Ascomycota; Eurotiomycetes; Eurotiales; Aspergillaceae. Gene Ontology annotation, molecular function: metalloaminopeptidase activity; manganese ion binding. The coding region runs from base 1 to 1404 and encodes 467 amino acids. The transcript is spliced from 3 exons. The record is from RefSeq and is a predicted model, not a curated record.
AUGACGUCAGUAGACUCUAUCCUCGCGGGCAAAUACCCAGCCAAGGCCCAUGCGCGUCGAGUCGCUGAGUCCCUCCAAACUCAACAUGGCGAAACAGGUGCCAUUUACCUAGAGGCGCAAAAAAGCCGGCUAAUUGAAGACAGUGACGAGGACAUGCCAUUCCGACAGCGUCGUCCAUUCUUCUACUUGACCGGUUGUCUCACGCCCAAUGCAUCAGUCGUCUACGACGUGAAGAAGGACGAGCUAACCCUGUUCAUCCCGCCCAUCGACCCCGACUCGGUCAUCUGGUCUGGCCUCCCUCUAUCAAUUGACGAAGCAAAGAAACUUUACGACGUUGACCACGUCAAGUAUACCACUGACGUCAAUGCCACCCUGGCCGCGAUCGCGACAAUCCAAGCUGGAAAGAAUCCUCUGUUCGUUAUUGAAGGUCAAGUUUCGCAGGACGUGAAGUUACCCAGCGGGUUCUCCGCUACUAACUUCUCCUCUUUGAAGGACGUUAUUGGUGAUGCCCGUGUCGUCAAGGAUGCAUACGAAGUCGCGCUGCUGCGGAAAGCGAAUGACAUUUCGGCUCAGGCUCACAUUGCCGUGAUCAAAGCAUCCAAGAUCGCGACUAACGAACGUGAACUCGAGGGUAUUUUCAUUAGUACUUGCAUUUCUCUCGGCUGCCGCGAACAGUCCUAUCACCCUAUUUUUGCGAGUGGUGGGAACGGCGCUACGCUCCACUAUGUCAAGAAUGAUGAGGCUUUGAUCGAUCCUGUGACAAAGCAACGGAAGAAUAAUCUGCUUAUUGACGCUGGUGGUGAAUACCAGACUUACUGUGCUGAUAUCACUCGUGUUAUUCCGUUGCAUGGCAAGUUCUCGACUGAGACGCGCCAGAUCUAUGAUAUUGUUCUGCAGAUGCAGAGUGAGUCUAUCGAUGUGCUGAAGGAGGGUGUGCUGUGGGACGAUGUUCAUGCUUUGGCGCACCGUGUUGCUAUCAGGGGUUUGCUGAAGCUUGGUAUUCUUCGUGGAACUGAGGAGGAACUGUUCGAGAAAAGGGUUAGUGUGGCUUUCUUCCCUCAUGGCCUUGGCCAUUAUCUUGGAAUGGAUACCCAUGAUACUGGUGGUAACCCCAACUACGAGGAUGAGGACAAGAUGUUCCGGUAUCUCCGUGUCAGGGGCAAGCUGCCUGCUGGCUCUGUGAUUACUGUUGAACCUGGAAUUUACUUUUGUCACUUCAUCAUUGAUCCGGUCUUGAAGGAUGCGUCAUUGAGCAAGUACAUUAAUGCUGAUGUGCUGGAGCGGUACUGGAGCGUUGGAGGUGUGCGCAUUGAGGACAAUGUCCACAUCCUAAAGGACGGUCAUGACAACCUGACAUCGGCUCCUAAGGCUCUUGAAGUGGUGGAAAGCUUGGUUGUUCAAUAA